Molecule: messenger RNA, 1899 nt
Organism: Leucoraja erinaceus (little skate)
Lineage: Eukaryota; Metazoa; Chordata; Chondrichthyes; Rajiformes; Rajidae
Product: G-protein coupled receptor 22-like
Exons: 1
Coding region: 113-1438 (441 amino acids)
Biological process (GO): G protein-coupled receptor signaling pathway
Cellular component (GO): membrane
Molecular function (GO): G protein-coupled receptor activity; peptide binding
Source: RefSeq, a predicted model, not a curated record
CAGGUGUGCUGGGUCCUGUUACAGCUCUACUGGAAAAUCCGACAGGUGUGCUGUGGUCUGCCAAAAGUGCGCGGGGACGCUGCAGUCUCCAGGACUAUGCUGAGACCCCCGGAUGGACAGGGCCAUGGAGUUGGAUGAGUUUGUGUCGGAGCUGGAGAAGAGGGAUGGGGCCCAGGACUGGUACUUGUCCUACCCGCUCAGCUUCCAGGUGUCACUGGGCAGCUUGCUGCUGCUGGAGUUGGUGCUGGGCCUAGCUAGUAACCUGACAGUGCUGGUCCUGUACGGCCUGCACAGUGGCCUUGCCGACUCGGUCAGUACCGUGGUGACGGUCAGCCUGCAUGUGCUGGACACGCUGGUCUGCCUGCUAUGUGUGCCCUUCACCACUGGCAUGGUGCUACGGCCCCCCGCCACUGCCUGGGCCCUGGCCUGCUGCUUCCACGAGGCCUGUGUGGCGCUGGCUGGGGUGGGCACUGCCGCCAACGUAUUGCUGAUCGGCCUGGACCGCUACGACAUCUCGGUGCGGCCGUCCCGCCGGCUGCUGACCGCCGGCCGGGCCAUGCCGCUGCUCGCCGCUGUCUGGACAUUGUCCCUCCUUGCUUUCUCCUUGCCCUUCCUGCAGGUUGAGCUGCUGGGGCCCGAGCCCGGGCUGGCCCAACACAACCUCUCGCUGGGGUGUGGCGGUGAUGCCGAGCUGCCACCCGGCCUGACAGCCUCGCUCCAUCUCCUACUGCAGGUGCCCUGCUUCUGCCUGGCAGCCGUGGGCCUGCUCGCCACUUAUUCCCGCAUCCUGCGGGCCCUCAACGUCCGCUUCGGCCGUGGCCCCAGGGGCAGGAGGUCACGGGGUCAGCGCCGGGGGAGGGGAGGUGGAGGUGGGGCCAGCAGAGGGAGUGGGGCAGUGGGAGGGGGUCUGGGUGGGCCGCAGGAGGCCCAGCGGCUGGCAGCGCCCCCACCCCCACCCCCAGGCCCAGGACCGCCUCGGGCCCUGGGCGUGCAGGCCUCGGUGUCGGCCAUCAUGGCGCUGCGACGGGCAGUGCGGCGGCACCGGGAGAGGAGGCGGCGGCAGCGGCGGGUGCUGCGGAUGUCCCUGGUGACGGUGGGUGGCUUUGUGCUGUGCUGGGCCCCGGUGUCUGCGCUGCACCUGCUGCAGCUGGUGUUGGGGCCCAGUGAGCAGCGGGGUCGUCUGCGCCUCUGCGCCCUGGCCCUGGCCUAUGCCGGGACCCUGCUCCACCCGCUGCUCUACGCCUUCGCCCGCCAAAAGAUGCGCCGCGCACUGCGGGGCUGUGCCCGCAAACGGGUGCUGUCCGUGCUCCAGGUCGACCCGCUGCCUGGUGCCACCGUCAUCCACAACUCCUGGCUGGAAUCUGGUCCAGGGCCAGGCCCAGGCUCAGGUCCACCUGCAGCAACAGGCCCCGCACCCCCCGCUCAGAGUGAGGCCUAACUCAGGCACAGCCCGAGUCCCAGCCACAGGCCCAGCCUCCCUCGGGCACUGCGACCCCUGCUAAGAGAGAGGCUUAACCUAGGCCCAGUCACGCCCGCCACGGUAGGCCCUGCACCCCCAGCCCAGAGCAAGACCUAACACUGCCACAGGCCCAGGCUCACGCACAAACGCCAGUGCAACCCCUGCUCCCAUGGGCCAGAGCAAGGUCUAACCUGGGCAAGGUCUAACCUCCCGGGAACUACUCCCAACAGGAGCCCAACGGGGCCUCCCCACCACAGGGGAGGCUCGAUGGUUAAACCAGUCUAGGUACCCUGACCAGUCGCAGCUUGGCCUGGUCACCGUGAUACACAGCUCCAGGCUGCCCUCUGACCAGAGCAACUCCUGAGGGGCUGGACUGCACCCCAGCCAAAGCCGCUAGUUCAGCACCCACUGAUGCUGCGAGUGAACAGUGAGUGGCUCAC